GGGAGGAGAAGAGAGGAGAGUGGGAGGAGGUGCGGGUGGGAGUCCCGCAGAAGGAGCGUUUCAAUCCCAACAUGAAUUCCACCCGCAAUCUCUGACCGACAACACACGAGCGAUGCAAGCGGAUACUUUCUGAAGUCUUUUCCAUCAGCGUCUGCUUGUUUUCCACGGAUGCCCUUAACGUCUUCCUUGUGACUUCAACAUCGCCGCGGAACGGGAUGAGGCGGUAAAUGUCGCGUUUCGCAUCUUUUCGCUCCGGUUGAAGCCGCAGGAGUAUGUGAUCAUGUUGGCGACGCGCUGCCUCCUCCUGUGGGCUGCGGUCACCGCGCGACUCGCCUUGACAGGCUGGGGCAGCAGCAUCAAGCGGGACGGAGCUGAACGGGGACGCGAACAGAACGCGUAUGCGGAGGAGCUCACGCAGCCUCAGCGGCUGCUGCAGCGGACUGACGCGGAGGAGGAGCUGCCGCACGGACACUUGGGUACUCUAGUAAAGACUGAUGCUGAUGGAGCGCAUCCCAUUCAUUUGGCUCAGAUCUCAUUCCAGGUGACGGCGUUUGGAAUCCCAUUCGUUCUAGACCUGGAGCUCAAUCAUGAUCUUUUGUCGUCUAACUAUGUUGAACGCCACUUCGAUGAGGAUGGGCGACCUUUUCAAAGUCUGGGAGGAGAGCACUGUUACUAUCACGGUCACGUGAGAGGAGUUCAGAGGUCAUGGGCAGCUCUCUCCACCUGUCAUGGCCUACGAGGGAUGUUCUCAGAUGGCAACUUUUCAUACGGCAUUGAGCCCUUGCACAACAGCACCGAUCAGGAUGCAAAUACUCAUGUUGUAUACAGAAUGGCAGACUUCCGGUUGAGGCCACAUUCCUCAGGAAGCACCAGGAACAGCAGUGACUCUGACAUUAACACUGACUAUCCCGUUUCUAUGGAAACGAAUGAGCCAGAGCUCACAGAUGGGCUGAGACGGGCAAAAAGACAGGUUCGGAGGGGUCCACGCACAGUUCAGAGUGAAACAAAGUAUGUAGAGUUACUAGUGGUCAAUGAUUAUGAACUGUUUGUACAGAUGCGAAGAUCAGCCCCUCAGACGAGGAACUUUGCCAAAGCUGUAGUGAACAUGGCUGAUGCUAUUUACAAGGAGCAGCUGAACACUAGAAUAGUGCUUGUCGCCAUGGAGACAUGGUCAACUCAGAACAUGGUUUCUGUUGGCGAUGACCCUUUGGUGACCCUGCGUGACUUUAUGAAAUACAGGAAGGAGAAUAUCAAAGAGAAGAGUGAUGCAGCUCACCUGCUCUCGGGGCGCACAUUUCAGAGCAGAAGCAGUGGCACUGCCUACAUUGAGGGGAUCUGCUCACCAACACGAGGAGGAGGAGUCAAUGAGUAUGGAAACGUGGGGCCCAUGGCUAUAACCUUGUGUCAGAGUUUAGGACAGAACCUUGGUAUGAUGUGGAAUAAAGAUCGUGCUACUGCAGGAGACUGUAAGUGUCCAGAUCCGUGGUUAGGCUGCAUCAUGGAGGAUACCGGAUACUAUCUACCCAGAAAGUUUUCACGGUGCAGUAUAGAGGAGUACAUUCAAUUCCUCCAGCAAGGAGGAGGGAGUUGCCUCUUCAAUAAACCUAACAAGUUGUUGGAUCCUCCUGAAUGUGGCAAUGGCUUUGUGGAACAGGGAGAAGAAUGUGACUGUGGCUCCCAAGUGGAUUGCUCUCGUGCUGGGGGUGCAUGCUGUAAAAAAUGCACUUUGACCCAUGAUGCAAUGUGUAGCAAUGGACUCUGUUGUAGCCGUUGCAAGUAUGAGCAGAGAGGAGUGAUCUGCAGGGAUGCAGUGAAUGACUGUGAUGUGCCGGAAACAUGCACUGGCGAUUCGAGUAAAUGUCCACAUAAUGUCCACAAACUGGAUGGUUACAUGUGCAAUGCUGGACUGGGGCGCUGCUAUGGGGGUCGCUGUAAGACCAGGGAUGCCCAGUGCCAGGCGCUCUGGAGCCACAAUGCAGCAGAUCGCAUGUGUUAUGAGAAGCUGAACAUUGAAGGUACGGAGCGUGGCAACUGCGGUCAGGACAGCAGCUCACACAGCUGGAUUCAGUGCAAUAAACAGGAUGUGUUGUGCGGAUUUUUAUUAUGCACUAAUAUCACAUCAAAACCACGGUAUGGAGACUUAAAUGGAGAAAUCACAAGUCUUACUAUCUACCAUCAGAACAAGUACCUGGAUUGUCGUGGGGGUCAUGCAGUGUUAGAAGAUGGCACUGAUCUCGGGUAUGUGGAGGAUGGCACACCAUGUGGUCCGAAUAUGAUGUGCCUGGACCAUCGCUGUCUGCCGGUCACCACCUUCAACCUGUCAUCCUGUCCCGGGUCGUCCUCUUCUCAUGUGUGCUCUGAUCAUGGGACGUGCAGUAAUGAGGUGAAGUGUAUCUGCGACGCAGACUACACUGGGAAGGACUGCAGUGUAUAUGACCCUAUUCCAGACCCCCAGCCUCCAGACGGUCCUGAGAAGUACAAAGGUCCGAGUGGUACAAAUAUCAUCAUUGGCUCAAUAGCGGGAGCGAUACUGCUGGCAGCUAUAGUAUUGGGAGGAACAGGCUGGGGCUUCAAAAAUAUCAGAAGAGGAAGAUCUGGAGGGGGAUAAAGCAUGUCAUCUGCUCUCCUGUGCUUCUGCACUGUGUUCUUUAAACUUUGAGGGAAACAGAAGAAACUACAGAUGUCUUCCACUCUCUCACCAAACUCCAGUGUCACUGCUGUCCUGUCUUUCCGACUUCCUGUUACUGCCUGUCACCUGUUGCCUAGAAACACUCCAGUACAUCCCAUGGUAAUACUUUUAAACCGAUUUCGAUUUUACUGAUGUUGGCUAUUUGUAAUGGGUUUUGGCCCUAUAAACCCAGCACAGAAACUGAAAAAAGUCAUAAUUUACUCACCCUCGUGCCGUUUCGAACCUGUAUGACUUUCCGUUUCAUGGAGCACAAGAAGAGAUGUUCAGAAGUUCACAUUCUUGAAUUACGAAAAAGGGACCAAAAAAGCAUUAUGAAGAUAGUCAAUCCAGCUCGUGCGCUAUAUGCAGAUACCCGUCUGCAUAUUCAAAUAUGGCGCUUGACACACUUCACUUCAGGUAGAUAAAUAUAGUCAGAAUUUUCAGUUCCUUUUUAUUUCUAAUUUCAGUUUACUCAUUGUGGUUCUAAUCAUAGAGCUACCACAUUAAUUGAAACAGUCACUAUGCGUGACCAUUUAAAACAAUUUUUUGAUGCUAUAGUAUAAUAAUUUUAGUACUGAGAAGCCUAGACUUUUCAAGUACUCUCCGUUCCAUGCAGUCCCCAAACAGUUCCCCAACAGUUUAGAGGAAAAAUGUACGGAUGUCCCAGUGGAAAUCCCAAAACAAUGUAUUAUCUUGCAAUGGAAUGUCGGCUAGCAUUCCAUGUUUACCCUCGUGCUAGUCUGAUAUCUAUAAUCUUGCUGCUUUUACCAUCAUCUAUAAUAGUUAAAAAAAACAUGCAUAACCAUAUGAAUGUACUUUUACAUAACAAAAAAAAAGACAUUGCUUGUAUGUGUUUAAUGUAGUUAUACUUUUCAUAAGCACAUUGCUGAGUGAGGCAAGGUGAUUUGAGUAAAAUAUGUAUUAUAUAUCAUUUGUAAAUCUUAAGCAUAAGUGGAACACCGUUUGAGUGCACUGAGCUGAGGAUAAAUAUAUAUGUAUAUAAUGUAUAUGACAGCACUAUUUUGCCCUUUGACUGUAGAAAUAAAUAACACAGUCAGAUAUAAGCACAAAUACAUUUUUGGGGUUAAGAAUUAAAACAAAGUUGUACUGACACUAAUAUACAGUCGAAAUGGGUAAAACAAACCACAGAAAAUGUGCUGAAUUCUACAUAAAUAAUAAUUUUGGUGAUUAUUAAAAAGGAGCAGUGCGCUGCCUUUUUAUAUAUAUAUAUAUGUUGCUAGGCAACCACCAAAUCAGUUGUCCUGUCAGUCUAAUCAAAGGAUUGCGCGAGCGCUCUAAAAUCUUUGUUGUUGUUUUUUGCUGUUAAAGUAAACUGCCAUAUUAACAAAAACCUUAAAAAAAAAAUACAGCUCCGGGUAAAACCCGCGACAGACACCACAAGUUUCUUAUCCAUUAUUGCAGUCUCCCGACUUUCUAAGCAACAGUAAACUUUAAUCACCACAACGGAAAUCCCGCCUCUCCUUUCAUUCGAUUGGACAAUGGAAAAAAACGCGAGGCGCCCGGUGUGCAUAAGCAGCGCGCAAAUAUGGAAGGCCAAAAGCACGUGAAUUUUAUACGUGUUGUUAACGCGUUAAAUACGUGUGAAAUACGCGUUAAAAUUCACGUGUUUUAGGCCCUUUUGGCCUUUCAUACGCAAAACAAUUAAAAAAAGGCGCCUCUCACUGCCAAAAAAAAAAAAAACGCGUUCGGUGUGAUCGGGGCCUAAAGGUGAACUAAUAAGGUGCACUUUUUUUCUUUCAUGAUCUGCUGCCCGAUGUAAAAGUGGGCUUUAUACUGACACGUAUGGAUCAAGGUUUUAUCGUUUAAAAUGGUUUUAUGUAAUUAUUUAAAUAAAAACAACUGCAACAUUUCAAAAUUAGAUUUACAUUCAGAAAUAAGCAAGCAUUUUGAGGGGAGAAUUUUGUAUUUACUGGGUAAUUUCUGGUAUUCUUUGCUUUUGUGUAAUCAUAAGGAGAUGCAAAACAUUUGAAAAAUGAUUUGGUUACACUUUAUUUUUAUGGGCCACACUAGACAUUCUACUAACUAUAAAUGACUUUGCAAAUAGGUCAGCUAACUCUUAGUGUAUUAGUUUAUCAGUAGACUGUCAGGUUAGGGUUAAGGUCGGUAAAAUAUAAAAAUACAAGAAAAAGAAAAUAUUCCAUUCAUUGUUUUAACAAAAUCAAGUGCAUUAAAUAUUACAUUACGUAAAUUUCCCAAACUGGGGUUUGUGCAGGAACAUGUCACUAGUCAUGUAAUCAAUAAAAUAAAGUAAUUCUAGUCUGUCCUCUAGUAACUGUAACUCUAGUCUAGUCUUUUGUCCAUUUAAAAGCGUAUCUGGCACUAAAUGAUUAUAAUGUAUAUUAGAUUAGACUGGGCCAUCUCAACUCUGAUGUACAUUUUCAGAUGUCAGAUGCAAAAAUUCAAACUGAAAUUAUACAUAUGGAAAUUAUAUUAUUGGACUUUUAUAAUGUCCCAUUAACUAACAAAAUCCAGUUCUUGAAUUACAUUAUCCUUAAGGAAUGGUGUGGAAACAGUAGGUCUCAGCACUGGAUUCAAAGAAUUCUGUAAUAUUCUGAUUGAUUCAAUUAGCAAUUUAAUUCAAUAUAUACUGUAUAUAAGCAAAGGUUUUGACACCCUCAUGUAAGCUAACCUGAAGUCUCUAACAUUAGCACUUUUUAAUUCUAAGGCAUAGUGGAGACCUGUUCAUGCCGUUGUAUAAAUAUUCAGACUAUACUAAAUAAGGUUUAAGAGAAUGAGACUAGCCAGAGCAUAUUUGUAGAAGUCUAAUGUACCGUUUUAUAGAAUUACUUCGUUUAAUUACAACUUAAGCAUUUUUAACCUUUUCAACUUUUGCUGUAGAAGAGGAAUGAGCCAGGAACUGAAAUAAAGUGAGUAGUACACAGUGGAUACUUAAUUUAACUGUGAUCUGAUGAGAUUGGGAAAAUCUGAGAUCUAAAAUAUCUACACGAUCAGCAGGAAUGUGUGUGCUUUUCCAUACAAGCACUACACCCGGCCACGUGUUUGCAAAUAUUGUCUCAUCAUAAUUUUAAAAAGUAUCCUUGAAAACUUUAAUUUUAGUAAAAUCAAGUAAAGAUAAAUUAGCAAUAUUUGUUAGUUCAGUUCAAAAUGAUGUUUUCUCGUAUUUUCUUGUGCCUUCAAAACUACCUUAAUACUUCAGUAGAGUUACAUUCACCGAUGAUCAGCCUGUUCCAAAAGUUACUUUAGUGGUAAAUUUGCUCAUGCGUAAGCUUAUGAAUUAUAGUACAGCCAAAAAUCGGAUCUAUUAGCAAAACUUUACGUAGUAAAAUAUAUAUAU
This is a messenger RNA of Onychostoma macrolepis, 5984 nucleotides long. It is a transcript of the gene adam11, whose product is annotated as ADAM metallopeptidase domain 11. Lineage: Eukaryota; Metazoa; Chordata; Actinopteri; Cypriniformes; Cyprinidae. The record is from RefSeq and is a predicted model, not a curated record. The transcript has 27 exons. Gene Ontology annotation, biological process: proteolysis. Bases 281 to 2608 code for a protein of 775 amino acids. Gene Ontology annotation, molecular function: metalloendopeptidase activity.